Raphanus sativus (radish) is the source of this 1527-nucleotide messenger RNA. Its product is annotated as flavone 3'-O-methyltransferase 1. The transcript is spliced from 2 exons. Gene Ontology annotation, molecular function: S-adenosylmethionine-dependent methyltransferase activity; O-methyltransferase activity; protein dimerization activity. Lineage: Eukaryota; Viridiplantae; Streptophyta; Magnoliopsida; Brassicales; Brassicaceae. The coding region runs from base 899 to 1195 and encodes 98 amino acids. Gene Ontology annotation, biological process: methylation. The record is from RefSeq and is a predicted model, not a curated record.
GAACCUUAAAUGGCGGCUGAGAUUAUUUUAAAAUACACUUCUCACAAAACCCUAACGUCUUCAUCUCCAUUUUGCUAUGCUUUAACUUAUGUGUCAUCAAGAAUCGUCCCAACGAUCUCAAAAUGGAGCGUCUCACUGCUCAUGCUAUUGUUCACUAUGCUCAUGCCAAGAUGCUCCACCAUUCUUUACGUAUGUUUAGUGAGAUCGAGAAGUUGGAGAUCCCUCGUACGGUAAAGUCAUUGAACGCUCUUCUCUUCGCUUGCUUGGUAGCUAAGGAUUACAAUAAAACGAAACGAGUUUGCAUAGAGACCAGUGAACCUUCUUUCUAAACAUGAGGUCGAAAGCCCAAGAAGAAAGAAUAGAGGGAAGCGUUUAAUUACGUUCGCUAUAUGCAUUGCGUGAAAGAAAAAUAAGGAAGCUUUUAUUGCACGCAUCUAAUUUCAGUGUGUAAAUCAAUUUGAUUACUAGGAGACAGGACCAACUGAAAGAAAGUGGUCCAAUCAAUAAUUAACUAAACUUAAUGAAUCCAGCGAUCAUCACAAUGAGUCACAUGUGCUCUUGGUUUUCAGUUGUUUCUAGUGUAGUCUUUUUUUUGUUCAAAUUUCUAGUGUAGUCAUCGUACUGAACAAUAAUGAUAAUCUUUUUUACUAACCACCCAUUAAACUCCACAACAUGACUAUUUAGUGAUUGGUUGUCUCAUUUGAAAAAAAUAUGUAUCUAAACAAGAACCCAUGAAUAAAUAAACCUUAUCUUUCACACCUCAGUUCACACCCAUAUAACACAAGCCUUAAAGAUGCAGAAAAUAAGUUUUAAUAGGAAAUAAAUACAAAUGGACUCAACUGCGGAGACAAAGAUAAAUUAGGUGCAAAUCACCGACGAAGAAACUAGCCUCUUUGCCAUGCAGCUAGCCAGCUCCUCCGUUCUUCCGAUGGCUUUACAAUCAGCUUUAGAGCUCGACCUUCUCGAGAUCAUGGCCAAGAACGCCUUUCAGAUGUCAACAGUUGAGAUCGCUGCCCAUCUUCCGACCACAAACCCGGAAGCACCUGUCAUGCUCGACCGUAUCCUGAGGCUUCUGUCCGCUUACUCUAUCCUAACCUGCUCCGUCCGCAAGCUUCCCGGAGGCAACUGCGUCGAUUGCUCCUUUUUCUCUCAUGAACCAAGACAAAGUCUUCACGGAAAGCUGGUGCAUUCAUAGGUCAAGGUGAGAGAGCCAGAACCAGAAAUGUGGAGUUGUGGGACGAAGUUGAAGCAAGAUUAUUGUCUCAAUAAAUGAAAUAUAUAUAAUUGUCUUUGACCAUUCAGGUGAAGAUCGUUACGUUGCAGCAAUCAUAUAAGCUUAGAUACUCUGUUUUAGCUUUGUCGUAAUGGUCAACACUCAAACCGUAUAUGCCAUAAGUGUUUCUGUCUAUUUAUGUUUAUACUAUAUAUAUAGUAUGCUGACCAUAUGAAUAAAAGAAGUGUAUUCUUACAUGCUUACCACAAUGUAUGUUGGUGACAAUCGCACAUCUAUUUGUGAGUUGAGUAACG